Molecule: messenger RNA, 1925 nt
Organism: Asparagus officinalis (garden asparagus)
Lineage: Eukaryota; Viridiplantae; Streptophyta; Magnoliopsida; Asparagales; Asparagaceae
Product: cytochrome P450 78A9-like
Molecular function (GO): monooxygenase activity; iron ion binding; oxidoreductase activity, acting on paired donors, with incorporation or reduction of molecular oxygen
Source: RefSeq, a predicted model, not a curated record
CUCAAAAACUAACAUCAAGCUUUCUCUCACUCGAUGGACUACUCAAAGCCUGAUCAGAGUAAAUAUAUACUUAUCAUGUCCUUAGCUGCAAAAUGCAGCGGCGUCUCAGACUCCCGCCUCAUCAUCACUCUCACCGCCAUCGCUAUUCUGCUGCUUCUCUGCACCGCUCUCCUCUACUGGGCCUCCGCUGGCGGCCCAGCUUGGGGAAAAUACUACCGGAACUGGCCCAAAUCGCACAAAAGCAGAAUCCCAGGCCCCAGUGGCUAGACCGCGAAUCCAACGAUGAACCAAGCAAUAGGGCCGUCAAGAACUGUCAGCGCCCACCGGAAACUAGCAGAUGGCGGAGCCCACAGCUUCAACGCCACGAGGCUGAUGGCCCUCAGCCUCGGCGGCACGCGCGUCGUGAUCACGUGCGACCCCGACGUCGCGCGUGAGAUCCUCAACGGCCGGUCGUUCGCCGACCGAGCGGUGAAGGAGUCCGCAUAUGGGCUCACGUUCCACAGAGCCAUCGGGUUCGCGCCUCACGGCACGUACUGGCGGGCUCUGAGGCGGAUCGCGUCAAGCCAUCUGUUCAGCCCGAAGCAAAUCACAACAUCUGGGCCUCAUCGAGCCCAGAUAGCGGCCCAAAUGGUAAGGUCACUCGCGGUUAACGAAACAAGCGUUAGGGUGAGAGAGGUGAUAAAGAGAGGAUCGUUGCAUAACGUGAUGUGGUCGGUUUUUGGGAAGAGGUAUGAUGAGAUUGAUGAGGAGGUUAAGGAGUUGAUGAGUUUGGUUGAUGAAGGGUACGAGAUUUUGGGCAUGCUAAAUUGGUCCGACCAUCUGCCGGGUCUGGGUUGGGUGGAUCCGCAGAGGAUCCGGUCUAGGUGUGGUAGGCUCGUGCCCAGAGUGAACCGGUUCGUUGGAAAUAUUGUUGAGGAGCACAGAAGGGUGCGGGGUAGCGAGCUGCUGCCGCCGAAUGCCGAUUUUGUUGAUGUUCUGUUGUCGCUGCGGGGGAGUGAGAGCUUAUCUGACGCUGACAUGGUUGCUAUCCCUCUGGGUGAAAUGAUAUUUCGGGGAACGGAUACCGUAGCCGUAUUAAUAGAAUGGACUCUGGCCCGGUUAGUCCUACACCAAGAUGUACAAGUCAAAGUCCACGAGGAACUGGACCGGGUCGUUGGUGGGGCCAGGGCCGUAACGGAAUCCGACUCCGCUUCUCUCCUCUAUCUACAAGCCGUGCUCAAAGAAGCUCUCCGCCUACACCCACCGGGCCCACUCCUCUCGUGGGCCCGUCUUGCCACGGAGGAUGUACUCGUGGAUGGGAAGCUAGUGCCAGCUGGCACGACCGCGAUGGUCAACAUGUGGGCCAUCACGCACGACCCACACGUCUGGGAGGCCCCCCUUGAGUUCAGACCCGAGAGAUUCCUAGGGCUUGACGGGUCGGAGUUUUCUGUUUUCGGGUCUGAUCUGAGGCUGGCCCCGUUCGGGUCAGGUAGGCGAAGUUGCCCUGGGAAAACGCUGGCCAUGGCUACUGUUACAUUCUGGAUGGCGGCGUUGCUGCACGAGUACAGGUGGUUGCCCGCGACGAGCAGUAGUAUUAUUGACCUAGCAGAGGUCUUGAGGCUGUCGUGUGAGAUGGCGAACCCGCUUACCGUUAAUCUCCUUCCUCGUCACCAACAAAACUAUGAAAAUUAUAUAUAAAACACAUCGCGCGUCUUAAUUAGGAUCUUUAAUUUGUUGCUUGAAAAUGUAUAAUUAAUACUGUGAUCUCUUUGUUUACAGUUUAAUUGUUUAUAAGCUGCGUUUUUUUUUUUAAUUAUUAAGAGCACUUGUGUAGGUGUUAAUGAGAUUAAUGUACUAUAAUAUAGGAAAGCUGAGCAAGUUAUGCAGGUAGAAGUGUGUAAUAUAUAUGUACAUGUGUAGGAAAUAAUGCAGUUAAUGAGAAAAGG